AUGCAACCCACUCAAGGAAAACCUCCAGCUGUGCCUCCACUAGCAAGCCCUACAACUGUCAACCUAAUGUCUACGCAAUAUACUAUUCAACCAACAGUUUUCUCAGUUACAUCUGGUGGCAGUCCAACAGUAUUGCCGACAAUUUCAGCAGAUCAACUGGAUUCGCUGGGACCUGUAUAUCCGUUAACGCCACCAACUCCGUCUGCACCGCCAAUGACACCCUCUUCAAGUAUUUCCCCAGAAUUACCGCAUAUGGUAGCAGAAAAUUCACCAAUUGCAUUAGCAGCAUUUAUGCCUCCACCGCCAUAUUCUGAGCUUCCAGACGAUUUGGAUGCAAGAAAUCUAACAAGCUUGUCUGAUAAAAAUAAUGUCGACAAUAAACGGCAAUAA
Molecule: messenger RNA, 390 nt
Organism: Enterobius vermicularis (human pinworm)
Lineage: Eukaryota; Metazoa; Nematoda; Chromadorea; Rhabditida; Oxyuridae
Source: the annotation of a GenBank genome assembly